Helicoverpa armigera (cotton bollworm) is the source of this 3632-nucleotide messenger RNA. RefSeq names its product lethal(2) giant larvae protein homolog 1-like. NCBI's taxonomy places the organism in Eukaryota, Metazoa, Arthropoda, Insecta, Lepidoptera, Noctuidae. Gene Ontology annotation, molecular function: myosin II binding; GTPase activator activity; syntaxin binding. Gene Ontology annotation, biological process: regulation of establishment or maintenance of cell polarity; regulation of protein secretion; establishment of spindle orientation. Gene Ontology annotation, cellular component: cytoplasm; plasma membrane; cortical actin cytoskeleton. The coding region runs from base 11 to 3382 and encodes 1123 amino acids. The transcript has 25 exons. The record is from RefSeq and is a predicted model, not a curated record.
CAAGUUUAAAAUGAGUGUAACAUCUCUAGAAGAACAGCCUUCGGCCGGCAGGAUGCUAAAGUUCAUACGCGGCAAGGGCCAGCAGCCCUCUGCUGAGAGGCAGAAACUUCAGAAUGAACUGUUUGCCUUCCGCAAGACAGUACAACACGGCUUUCCUCACAGAGCAUCAGCGCUAGCAUGGGACCCCCUCCUCAGGGUGGUAGCGCUAGGCACAGCCACCGGCGCCCUGAAGGUCUACGGAAGACCAGGCGUCGAGCUCUACGGACAGCACACAAACUCAGACUCCAGCGUCACACAGAUACACUUUAUUCCUGGCACAGGCCGACUAGUAUCACUAUCAGACGACAACAGCCUCCACUUAUGGGAGAUAAACGAGAAAUCCCUCGUGGAGCUGAAGACAUACAUAUUCGAAGGCAAAAACAAGAAAAUCUCGUCCCUAUGCGUCGAGUCUACGGGGAAGCACCUGUUGAUCGGUACUGAAGGGGGCAAUAUAUACAACCUGGACCUUAACACGUUCGCCGUCACCGAAGAUGUGAUAUAUCAGGAUGUUGUUAUGCAGAAUUGUCCAGAAGACUUCAAAGUAAACCCAGGCGCGGUAGAAGCUCUCUGCGAGCACCCGAAGGUCCCGUCGCGACUGUUAAUAGGCUACAACCGAGGCCUCGUCGUGUUAUGGGACCGAGUCGCCGCGGCGCCCACCCACACCUUCGUCUCCAACCAGCAGCUGGAGAGCUUGUGUUGGAAUGAUGAAGGCGAGCACUUCACAUCGUCCCACAACGACGGGUCCUACGUAACAUGGGAGGUGGCCGGAGCCAACAGCGACCGGCCCCUGAAGGAACCCAUCACGCCUUACGGACCCUACCCCUGCAAGGCCAUCAACAAGAUCCUGAACAGGACCAGCGUUGAUGGCGAUGAGAUUACUAUUUAUGCGGGUGGUAUGCCACGAGCCUCAUACUCCGACAAAUACACAGUCACAGUACAACAGGGAGAGAAACACGUCGCAUUCGAUUUUACUAGCCGAGUAAUCGAUUUCUUCACAACGACCCCGGUGCCGCCCGACGGUGUGCCGCUACAGGAAGACAGGCCCGACACUCCUGCGCAGAUGCAGUUACAAACCGUCAACCAAGUCGCCGCUGCUUUGGUUGUAUUAGCAGAAGAAGAGUUAGUAGUUAUAGACCUAUGCGACGAUCGCUGGCGUCCUCUCCGCCUACCGUACCUGGUCUCCAUCCACGCGUCCGCCGUCACUACCGCGCAGUUGGUCGACAAUGUUGCGUCCAACGUCUAUGAGAAUAUCGUCGCCGCUGGUCAACAGCAAAGCGAAAAUGUCUACUCUGAAAGCGCGUGGCCGAUCUCCGGCGGCGUCGCGGAGACUCCCGAGCAGGCGGAGCGACAACUGCUACUCACGGGACACGAAGACGGCUCUGUACGAUUCUGGGAUGUAAGCGGAGUCGCCAUGACUCCUCUCUACAAGUAUACUACUGCGCAACUGUUCAGUGGUGAAGAAAUAGGCGAGAACAACGACAGUCAGACCGACGAAGAGGAAUGGCCUCCUUUCAGACGAGUGGGAACCUUCGACCCUUAUAGUGACGAUCCAAGGCUUGCUGUCAAACGGGUAAUCCUGUGCCCACUUUCCGGAAUGCUGACAAUCGGUGGUGCCGCUGGUCAUAUUGUUAUCGCAAGCCUCAAGACAUCGUCAAACACUGCUGAAGUUAAGUCUGUGACAGUGAACAUCGUAUCAGAUCGCGACGGCUUUGUAUGGAAGGGGCACGAUCAGCUGACUUUAAGAUCAGGAUCACUCACAUUCCCACAAGGAUAUCAGGCCAGCUCGGUGGUGCAGCUGGUCCCCCCGGCGGCGGUGACGGCGCUGGCGGCGCAGUGGGAGUGGGGCGUGGUGUGCGGCGGCACGGCGCACGGGCUGGCGCUGCUGGACGCGCUGGCCUGCCGCCCGCUGCUGCACAAGUGCACGCUCAACCCGCACGAUCAUUCCGGUGCUGGCGACACGCCAAUUUCAAGAAGAAAGUCGUUCAAGAAGUCCCUGAGGGAGUCGUUCAGAAGACUGCGGAAAGGAAGGUCACAGCGGCGACAGACCACCACGUCGAGCCCCACUUCACCCACACAACCAAUCCCGAAAAAGCCCACAGACAAGGCGGCAUCAGACACGGACGCGGAAUUGAAGCCCGUAGAGCGGGCGAUCGAAGCGAGACCUACGGAUGACGGGUUCGGCUCUAUGGUGCGCUGUCUAUACUUCGCUAGGACAUUCCUUAUUAACACACAAAACUCAACACCGACCCUAUGGGCGGGCACAAACAACGGCACAGUCUACGCCUUCACGAUAACCGUCCCCAACACGAACAAGAGGAAAGACGAGCCCGUCACCUGCCAGCUCGCCAAGGAGAUACAGCUCAAGCACCGCGCCCCCGUCAUCGGCAUCACCGUGCUCGACGGAGCUGCCGUGCCGCUGCCUGAGCCGCUAGAGGUUGAGCGCGGCGUGUCUCCGCUGCCGGAGAGCGGCACGCACCGCGUGGUGAUCACGUCGGAGGAGCAGUUCAAGGUGUUCACGCUGCCCUCGCUCAAGCCGCACAACAAGUACAAGCUCACCGCGCACGAGGGCGCCAGGGUCCGUCGCACAGCGUUCGCGUGGUUCGAAUGCCCCGGGGCAGCAGGCGGGCUGCACCGCGAGUGGUGCCUGCUGUGCCUCACCAACCUGGGCGACUGCCUCGUGCUCAGCCCCGAGCUGCGCCGCCAGCUCAACGCCGCCGCCGUGCGCAAGGAGGACAUCAAUGGCAUUUCAAGUUUAUGCUUCUCGAAACGAGGCGAAGCUCUCUACUUGCAUUCUUCGUCGGAAUUACAACGGAUCACCUUAUCUGCUACUAAGGUGACGAUAGCACAGUGCCACAUAAUUCUGUCGCCAUGGGCGGCGGCACUGCGUGGAGCCGUGGAAGAACCGCCGCUAACGAAUGGCGAACACAAGGAGGAGUCAUCAGAAGCACCUCACGACGUGACAGCGGCGUCGGCCGACAUCACGGUGGACUCCGUACGCGACCACACGCAGGCGCCGACCGACAACCAAGCUGCGCCCGAACUUAAUAUUAACUUACAGAACUCGCAAGUAAACACAUCGUCAAUGGUGGUGAAGACCACCACGCGCACCACGGUCAGCGAUACCAACGGUGAUGGUACUACCACCACCACCACUACCAACAGCACCAGUGAGAACAUCCUAGAGCACAGUCGCGAGGAAGGAGUCAUCACGCGCAUCGAGACGGGCACAGUGACGGUCCCGGCCGGCACCGACCCCAAGCUGAUCCUCGAGAUGUUUGACCGCCAGCGCUCGCCGCUCGCCGUGCCCGUGCCGCCGCAGCCCGCCGCCGCCGAGACCAACUAACCGCGCACAACACCCAACCAUGCACUACGCUGCCGGCCCCCAUACCGGCUCUAUAUUCCGCCACUUGUCUAUUCCAACCGUAUCGUUCAACCGGUAUUCAAACCACCGACCCCAGACGAAAUACCGGCGUUUUUUAUCAUUUGACAAAAAUUGUAUUAAGAGUGACAACGUUUAGUUUUUAAUACAACUAGAAUAAUUUGUAAACGUAUUUAUAGCGAUAAAUUUCGUUCUAUGCCUAGACAGCUAAAGG